Molecule: messenger RNA, 876 nt
Organism: Macrosteles quadrilineatus (aster leafhopper)
Lineage: Eukaryota; Metazoa; Arthropoda; Insecta; Hemiptera; Cicadellidae
Product: NADH-quinone oxidoreductase subunit B 2-like
Exons: 6
Coding region: 94-741 (215 amino acids)
Biological process (GO): aerobic respiration; mitochondrial respiratory chain complex I assembly; electron transport coupled proton transport
Molecular function (GO): NADH dehydrogenase (ubiquinone) activity; quinone binding; 4 iron, 4 sulfur cluster binding
Source: RefSeq, a predicted model, not a curated record
AUUGGGAUUGGGACGUGGGGAGGUUAGGUGUUAUUUCAAUUGACCUUACAUAAGAGUGUUGUUUUAAUAAUUUCUACAUUGGAAAAUAUCAUCAUGCUCUCUUCAGCCAAGAACAUGUUGCCAGCAGCUCAAAAUGUAAGUAAGCUGUUGCAGCAAAAUGGAGCUAUGUCCUUUGCGGCGGUCAGGAAGCAGUCAACAGAAGUCGCACCUAAACAGGAGGGAAAAGACAAACCAGCAAUACGACCGUACUCACCAUUCAAAACUGACGGUAGCUGGGCAGAGUUUGCCUUAGCUCGACUUGAUGACAUUGUCAACUGGGGAAGAAAGGGAUCUAUCUGGCCCCUGACGUUCGGCCUGGCGUGCUGUGCCGUAGAGAUGAUGCACAUUGCUGCACCACGUUACGACAUGGACAGGUAUGGCGUUGUGUUCCGAGCCUCCCCACGACAGGCUGACUGUAUCAUUGUGGCCGGCACGCUCACCAACAAAAUGGCUCCUGCCCUGCGCAAAGUUUAUGAUCAGAUGCCUGAGCCCCGUUGGGUGAUCUCCAUGGGUAGCUGUGCCAAUGGAGGAGGUUACUACCACUACUCCUACUCCGUAGUGAGGGGUUGUGACAGAAUCAUACCUGUAGACAUUUACGUUCCUGGAUGUCCGCCAACCGCUGAAGCCCUUUUGUACGGGGUUCUUCAGCUGCAAAAGAAGAUCAAACGCAUGUCCACACUGCAGAUGUGGUACAGACGAUAAGUCAACGGUUAGACGAGCGAGUUAGCUUCACUCUUGUUGUCCCAAGACAACGUGUUGUAUAUAUCCCCUGGUGAAACUCUGCCCUGCCAAGGGAAAAUGUAUUUGUUUAAAGUUAAAUAAAUAAAUUAUUGUAUA